AUGAACGAACCAAAGAGUUCAGCUCUGGCUCACUUCCGCAACAAGGCAUUGGCCAUUGCCGAAAGAGCAAAGACUCGCACUGACAUGCGUAUCUCGCAGGUUACAGGAGCUUGGCCUCAGUAUAUUGCUCAGCACUCUAGAGAGCUUCGCAAAUCCAUCGAGGCGCCACUCUGCCAUGUAGAUGACGACGAGCCUUCCAAAGAAUAG
Messenger RNA from Fusarium venenatum, 207 nucleotides. Lineage: Eukaryota; Fungi; Ascomycota; Sordariomycetes; Hypocreales; Nectriaceae. The record is from RefSeq and is a predicted model, not a curated record.